GUCAUUUUCAUUUUAAUAUUGAACUGUGCCCUGAAGUUGUACGUAGUGUUUGGGUUCCUCAACAAAGUGAAGUGAAACGCGAAAACUGAUAAAAGCGAAUUUAGCCGCAGAUUAGGAAACGGCCAAUGGAGAGUACCGGGAUGUCAGAUAACCAAAGAUACUUCCAAGCGUCAUCCAGUUCGAUGUCGCACGAUAUGCACCUAACUGAUGACGAAAAUAAUUUUAUAGAAAUUUCUGUUGAUCCAAAUGAGGAUGAUGAUAACGUUGAAUACAUUGAAUAUGAGGACGACGAUUUGAGUAAUUAUGUUGUUCUUGAAGAAGAGGACGAUGCAGAAAUUGAAAAUGACGAGUCUAAUCAAAAUAUGAAAUUUGAAGAAAAAUCUUAUACUGAACACAGUGAAAUUGUGGAGGAUAACAUUGAUGAUCAUAGUUCAACGUCAAAUAAUGAAGACAUGUACCAUUGUAGUACAUGCAAUAUAGACUUCCAUUCAGUAGAGGAUCACAUAGCUAAAUUCCAUAAAGAUCAAUCCGUCUUGUUCGAUGUCGAAGAAAAAGAUGAAUUAGCAGAGAGAGAAAUUGAGAGCCAAGAGGAAGCAGUGCCUAGCAAAAGGACAAUAAAAUUAGAAAGUGAAACUGAAGCACAAUCUCACAGCAAAAACAUCGGUGACCUCCAAGAAAUUGAAGGAGUGGAGAUGUAUACAAUAGAUACAAUUUUAGAUACUGAUAAUAUGGAAGUUGCCGAAGUAGAAUAUAUCAACGAUACAUCGGAUAAUACGGAGUCUGUAGGUGGAAAUGAUAACGAAGAAAUGUUCUUUGAUUCGGCCGGUCGUCCUUAUAUAAGAAAGAAAGUAAAAAUCGAAAAUGUAGACCUUCAAUCAUUCAAGCACGAUCCAAAACGAAACGGCAAAAGUAGUAAAAUUGCCAAAGAUGAUUCCGCGAUUGAUACAAUUGAAGGCGACGAAAGCUUGCCAGAAAACUUUUCAAUUUUAUUUAUUUGCGUGAAAUGUGAUAAAAAAUUUUCCACUGAGCGAAAGCUAGCAUAUCACACUCGAGUCCAUCAUAAAUCUCCGGAUGUAUUAAAAAUGAUAAAGCCAAAGAAGAGUGUGGUUGAACAAGUUGUAUGCGAGAUCUGCAACACUAUAUUUCCUUCCAAUAAAAGUUAUAGGUUACAUGCACGGAUGCACGGUCCCAUUAGAGUAAGGCCAAUCGAAGAAGCCAUUGGAUAUGAAAUGAAGUCAUCCGCAAAGGAUGGUAAACUAUCGAAUGAGACAUUUUUCUGUGAAAUAUGUAAUAAAAGCUAUGAUAUAAGCUUCCAAGAAGUUCAUAAGAAAUCGCAUAAAGCUGGCCAAAAAUUUGUUUGCACAAUAUGUAAUAAGAAGUUCGCAAAUGGACUUAAUCUCGAGAUGCAUCUGAAAGCACAUCAGGAAAAUCCCAAGCCGAAACCUCCGACAAAAGCUGAAAGGGCAGGAACAACGCUGCCCUAUGAGUGUGCCUAUUGCGGUCGGCAAUUCGCAAGGCCACAUGAGAAGGUGAAACAUGAAAGAAUUCACACAGGUGAAAAACCCUAUAAAUGUGAGAUUUGUGGAAAAUGUUUCCGUGUCGCAUAUUGUUUGACACUGCAUUUGCGUACACACACUGCAGCCAGGCCAUAUGUGUGUCCACACUGUAAUAAGAGAUUUAAAGCAUACUCUGGCUACAAUCAUCAUCUAAUGACACAUUCUGACGAGCGGCCUUAUAAAUGUCCCCAUUGUCCGAAAGCCUUCAAAACAUCCGUUCAGCUCGCUGGUCAUAAAAAUAGCCACACUAAACCAUUCAGUUGCCCACAUUGCAAUCGUCCGUUUGCCUCACUUUAUGCCGUCAAAGCUCACAUGGAAACACAUUUGAGAAGUAGCCAAACAUUGAAACAUCGCUGUCCAGUCUGUGGAGCAAUAUACGCCCGUGUUUUCGCCCUCAAGGAUCAUAUGAAGGAGCAACAUCAAACAAGUUUCACAGAAGGUGAUGAAGUUUCAGACAUAAAUAUAGCGGACGUUCCAUUUUUGAAUGAAAAUGAAACUUCGGCACAAUCGAUUCUUCCAGAGAAUGUAGAAGAGAUAACAAUUGGAGAAAUGGAUCACUUUCAAGCGGAAGAGGUGGUAACAGACUGGCUUAAAUGAGAGAAACGUAUUUGGUUUUAAGUUAGCAGAAAUUGUACACUCUAAUUCAAGAAUAUGGAAACCAAUUCAUAUGUAUUUAUUAUUUAACAAUUAGCUAGGUUAUCAUGCCAAUGGAGAAUAAAAGUAUUUGAAUAAAAUUU
Messenger RNA from Hermetia illucens (black soldier fly), 2293 nucleotides. Its product is annotated as zinc finger protein 180-like. The record is from RefSeq and is a predicted model, not a curated record. NCBI's taxonomy places the organism in Eukaryota, Metazoa, Arthropoda, Insecta, Diptera, Stratiomyidae. Gene Ontology annotation, biological process: regulation of DNA-templated transcription. The transcript is spliced from 10 exons. Bases 126 to 2153 code for a protein of 675 amino acids. Gene Ontology annotation, molecular function: DNA-binding transcription factor activity, RNA polymerase II-specific; RNA polymerase II cis-regulatory region sequence-specific DNA binding.